CAAGUUCUUCCGCGUGGAGAAAAAAGACACCAGGCGCACCAAGCAAAGUCAACGCAGUGCAGGGAGCAUCAAUAAAAGACGCUCAGAUACACAGACACUCACAUUACACACGCUUACAAAGACACUAUCUUACACACUCCAGAAUCUGAUGAUGCCGAUUUCAAGCAGCUCUUCUUCCUCAACGAAGAGUAUGCGCAGGGCAGCGUCUGAGCUCGAGAGGUCUGAUUCUGUUACGUCUCCAAGAUUCUUUGGGAGACGACAAAGUUUGAUCGAGGAUGCGCGGAAAGAACGAGAGGCAGCGGCAGCCGCGGCAGAGGCGGCUGAAGCGACUGAACAGAUCGUGUUUGAGGAAGAGGAUGGAAAAGCGCUGCUCAAUCUCUUCUUCACGCUGAGAAAUUCCAAGACACCAGCACUGUCACGCUCUCUUAAGGUGUUCGAGACAUUUGAAGCUAAGAUCCACCACCUGGAAACACGGCCGUGCAGGAAGCCCCGGGACAGCCUGGAGGGGCUGGAGUACUUUGUCCGCUGCGAGGUGCACCUGUCUGAUGUCAGCACCCUCAUCAGCUCCAUCAAGAGGAUAGCAGAGGACGUCAAAACCACCAAAGAAGUCAAAUUUCACUGGUUCCCAAAGAAAAUCUCAGAGCUGGACAGAUGUCACCACCUUAUCACAAAAUUUGAUCCAGAUUUAGACCAAGAACACCCAGGAUUCACAGAUCCCGUCUAUAGGCAGAGGAGGAAGAUGAUUGGAGACAUUGCCUUCAGAUAUAAACAAGGGGAGCCUAUCCCCAGAGUAGAAUACACAGAGGAGGAGAUCGGUACAUGGAGAGAGGUGUACUCCACCCUGAGGGACCUGUACACCACCCAUGCCUGCAGUGAGCACCUGGACGCCUUCCGCCUGCUGGAGAGACAUUGUGGAUACAGCCCUGAAAACAUCCCCCAGUUGGAGGACGUGUCACGCUUCCUCAGAGAGCGUACAGGGUUCCAGCUGCGUCCCGUGGCAGGUCUCCUCUCUGCCAGAGACUUUUUAGCCAGUCUGGCCUUCCGCGUGUUCCAGUGUACCCAGUAUAUACGCCAUGCCUCUUCUCCCAUGCACUCCCCUGAACCGGACUGUGUGCACGAACUCCUGGGCCACGUCCCCAUUCUGGCUGACCGGGUGUUCGCCCAGUUUUCUCAGAACAUCGGUCUUGCUUCACUGGGGGCUUCAGAAGAAGAUAUUGAGAAACUGUCAACGCUCUACUGGUUCACGGUGGAGUUUGGUCUGUGUAAACAGGGUGGCAUUGUGAAAGCCUACGGGGCAGGACUCCUCUCCUCAUAUGGCGAGCUAGUGCAUGCUCUGUCAGAUGAGCCAGAGAGGAGGGAGUUUGACCCAGAGGCUGCUGCCAUUCAGCCCUACCAAGACCAGAAUUACCAGUCUGUAUACUUUGUCUCUGAGAGCUUCACAGAUGCCAAAGAGAAACUCAGAUCGUAUGUGGCUGGAAUUAAGAGGCCGUUUUCUGUGCGGUUUGAUCCCUACACCUACAGCAUAGAGGUCCUGGACAAUCCCCUGAAGAUCCGAGGAGGCCUGGAGUCUGUUAAGGACGAGCUGAAGAUGCUCACAGAUGCCCUCAACGUGCUCGCAUGAUGUACAACAACACCGCUACUGCUGCUGGUCCCACUCUGUGCCAAUUUGAUGUGUGACAUGACCAUUGUUCUCUUGUGCUUUAUGAGUUGCUUUAUGUGUUUGCUAAGUGGCGACCUUGAAACCUCUCACUGGACUUGUUUGGUUUAUUUGAUCUGGUGAUGUCUCUAAGAUAUGUUGUGCAGGUGGGUGGGCAUUAUCCAUUGGUACCCAUGUUUACUAAAGUCAGGAUUCAAUCUGAUCGCGCUUUGUAGACGAUGAGGCUUUUAAAGGUAAUUUUCCUCCAUUGGUGGAGACUGCAUUCAUCUCAAAUGUUGUACACCCUCCCCUCCGUAUUUAUUUGGACAGUGAAGCUAAAACUUUUAAUUUGGCUCUAUACUUGAGCAUUUUGGAUUUGAGAUCAAAUGUUUUAUGAGGCAACAGCACAGAAUGUCACCUUUUAUUUGAGGGUAUGUUCAUUCAUAUUUGUUUUACCGUUUAGAAAUGAAAGCACUAUAUGUAUCUAGUCGGCCCAUUUGAAGGUGUCAUAAGUAUGUGGACAAAUUCACUUAUAGUGUAUUAAAAUAGUCAAACAUUUAGUAUUUGGUCCCAUUUUCCUAACAUGCAAUGUUCCUAGCAUGUGACUCCACAAACUUGUUGGAUGCAUUUGCAGUUUGUUUUGGUUGUGUUUCGGAUUACGUUGUGCCCAAAAGGAACUGAAUGGUGAAUAAUAUAUUGUGUCAUUUUGGAGUCACUUUUAUUGUAAAUAACAAUAUAUUAUUUUUCUGAACAAUUCUAAAUUAAUGUAGAUGCUACCAUGAUUGCUGAUAAUCAUGAAUGAAUCCUGAAUAAUGAUGAGGGAGAACGUUACAGAGGCAUAAAUAUCAUAUCCCGCUACCAAAAAACUCCCGUUAUUGGUCAUGUUGAGAAGUUAGCAUGUUUUGGGGGUAUGGUCUUUGUGCCUCUAACUUUCUCACUCAUCAUUAUUCAGUAGUCAUUCACGAUUAUCCAUAAUGGUAGCAUCCACAUUAUUGUUGUGUUCAUAAACAUAUUCUAUUCUUAUUUACAAUAAAAGUGAUUCCAAAAUGAACAAUUCGGCUGCGUUUGACGAAUCUGAUCAGGUCUGAAAAAGAUCCGAUGAGAGAAAAUCUGAUUUUCAUUUGGUCAAAAGACCAAUUAGUGGAAAAAAGAUCAGCGCUGGGCUACCUGUUUUAAACACAACCUACAUUAUUCACCAUGCAGUUCCUUUUGGGCACAGCAUAAUCCAAAACACAACCAAAACAAACUGCAAAUGUAUCCAACAACUUUAAAGAGUCACAAGUUUGAUGUACAGUGUAGGCAUUGCGUGCUAGGACUAUGGGAACAAUUACUAAGCUUUUGACUACUAUAAUAGACUACAAGUAAAUUUGUCCAAAUACUUGAUACCUUCAAAUGUUGGGACUUGAUACAUAAAGUGCUUGAAAAAACCCUCAAAUAAAAUGUUACAUUCUGUACUGUUCCAUCAAAUGAAACAAUUGAUCUCAAAUCCAAAAUGCUGGAUUAUAGAGACAAAUUAAUAGUUUAAGCUUCACUGUCCAAAUAAAUACAGAGGGGUGAGUAUGUCACUUCAAUCUGAAAUUAUUUUUAAAUGGCGCAUUGUCGACAAAAUGCGAAAAUUUGUGCACAAGGAAUAGGGCUAAAAUGCAGGGUUAAUGUAGGAUUAAGGCAAGGUUGUGGUUUGCUACUCACAUGUGUUAUGCUUUCAAACAAGUCUCAAUGCAAAGUUUCACCUCACUUUAAUAGUUUGGAUUGAAUUCAACAAAAUAUGUAAAACGCUAGGAUAAUUACAAAAUCUAAGCAGUAAAAUUAUGAAUGUAAUAAAAGUAGGGAAACUGGACAUGGUAUAAUGAUAAAAAUGAAAGAUGUUUAUGUAAAUUACUGUAAUAUUGAACCAGGGAAAAUAUUUAAAUCAUUAAAAACAAAUCACCCUGUUUGGAAUAAAAAAUAUAUUAUUGUGUGUAUAACAAUUUUCUGUGAAUUGUAAGCAUUGUGCUUGUUGCGAUGUAAUAGCAGAAUAAAAAUAAAGGACUGUAUCUGAUGUUAUAUAAAUAUAUUUAUGCUUGUCCACUGAGGAAGUUGUGAUAGCACAUUCUCUGUAAAAAUAUCAAUAUAAAAAAAGAAAUAAUCAGACAUUAGCAUUA
Messenger RNA from Salmo salar (Atlantic salmon), 3777 nucleotides. RefSeq names its product tyrosine hydroxylase (gene th). Lineage: Eukaryota; Metazoa; Chordata; Actinopteri; Salmoniformes; Salmonidae. The record is from RefSeq and is a predicted model, not a curated record. Gene Ontology annotation, cellular component: perikaryon; axon; cytoplasm. Gene Ontology annotation, molecular function: tyrosine 3-monooxygenase activity; iron ion binding. Gene Ontology annotation, biological process: dopamine biosynthetic process from tyrosine.